GGGGCCGCCGCUCCGGCAGCUCAUGCCCUCGGUGCCCGGCACUAACGCCCUCCGUGCCUGCCGUCCCGGCAGGUGCCUCUGCACACCCCACACCUCCCCGCUCCGCUGCGCCCUGCGCUGAGCCAGACCAGCUGCAUCGCCGUGUCCUGACCGAAGGCUCCUGGGAUGGCGUAUAGCAAGCAGCACCCCGAGCCUGGCGACCUGAUCGAGAUCAAGCGAUUAGUUUACCAGCACUGGGCCCUCUACUUGGGAGAUGGAUAUGUCGUCCACCUGACAUCUGCAGAUGAAGGGAUCCGAUGCCUGUCAGGCAGUAGUGACCCAAUAAUGAGGAAAAAGGCCAAGGUGAAGAAGCAGCUCCUGAAGGAGGUGGUGGGAAAUAAUGCCUGGGAGGUCAACAACAAGUAUGACCGCUCCUACACCCCCCUCCCAGUGAAGGAGAUCAUCAAGCGUGCUGAGAGCUACAUUGGCAUGGAGAUGACCUAUAAUGUGCUCUGGGAAAACUGUGAGCACUUUGUGACAAUGCUCCGCUAUGGCAAGAGUGUCUCUGACCAGGUCAGGGGAAUUCAAGAGAUGAUGGAUUUCAAUCGUGAAGUGUUCACUUAUGUACUUGUGGGUGGUACAGUUCUGGUUUUGACUACUUUUGGUGUUAGUCCUGUUGCUGCUAUUCUUGCUACUAAUAUUAGUGCUACUGCUGGUACUGGUUUCCUUAAGCUGUUUUUAAGCUCUUCUUCUAGACAAUCGUGGAAUGAGAAAAAGAGCAACUGAUGGGCCAUUUGUAAGAUCUCCAAGCAAGGCAGGGAGCCCCUGGCUGGGGGUGGUCAUUCCCCAGUAUUUGCCACACCUGAUACCAAAGGCUACAAGCAACUUUGCUACCCUUCCUGCAAUAGUUAAUAAUUACAAGAAAAUCUAAACAAACAAACUCAUGUUGACCUAAAUUGCUCUUCUAUCUUCUUAGUAUAAUCUUGUGUGCAAGUGCAACAAUUCAGCCUUGCUUCUCUCUUCCAUCCCAUUAAGAAAUAACAAGUCAAGAGUGGAAGAUAAUUGCCAGCAGCACUAGCCUGGUUGCCACAUUUGCUUUUAUUUCAUUGCCUGCGAUGAUUUUUGUGGCAGUCUGGGAGCACUUGAAAGCAAAUUAUCCCUUCCUUCCCUCCAUCUUGCCUCCAGUGUUUUGCUGAGGACUGGUGCAGGCUUUCUAUCCAACCUUCCUGUUUUUAUCAGCUGAAUCCUGUGGUCUGUUUCUGUGAAUAUCUGAUUUUAACCUUACCUUUCUGAAAAAGUUAAAUAAAAGUAUUGCUGAGGUUU
Messenger RNA from Pipra filicauda (Wire-tailed manakin), 1302 nucleotides. Its product is annotated as phospholipase A and acyltransferase 1-like. Lineage: Eukaryota; Metazoa; Chordata; Aves; Passeriformes; Pipridae. Gene Ontology annotation, molecular function: glycerophospholipid phospholipase A1 activity; A2-type glycerophospholipase activity. Bases 166 to 765 code for a protein of 199 amino acids. The record is from RefSeq and is a predicted model, not a curated record. The transcript has 4 exons. Gene Ontology annotation, biological process: N-acylphosphatidylethanolamine metabolic process. Gene Ontology annotation, cellular component: cytoplasm.